AAUUACUGUUUAUCGUCUUCUCUCUCUAGAAAAGAUCCCCAAAUUAAUUUUUUCAACCGGCAAAGCCCUAAUUUCUCAAAAUCCCUCCAAUGGCGCCGGAUCCGAUUAAAUCAAACAAACCGGGAAUUAUAAAAUCAGAGACAGACCAGAAAGACUCAAUGAAAGAGAGAGAAUCGAAUAAUUUAUGGGUAGGGAACAUAUCAAGAGAUGUAACAGAAUCAGAUCUAAUGAAAUUGUUUGCGCAAUACGGUUCGAUUGAUAAUGUAACGACGUAUACAGCAAGAAGUUAUGGGUUUGUUUACUUUAAACGUGUUGAAGAUGCUAAACAAGCUAAAGAUGCCUUACAAGGGACUUCUCUUCGUGGAAAUCAGAUUAUAAUCGAGUUUGCUAGACCGGCCAAACCUAGUAGGCAUCUAUGGGUGGGUGGAAUAGGCUCAUCAGUUUCUGAGGAAUGGCUGGAAGAAGAGUUUCUCAAGUUCGGUAAAAUUGAGGAUUUCAAGUUUCGUAGAGAUCAAAAUACUGCAUAUGUUGAGUAUUUCAAACUGGAAGAUGCUUCCCAAGCCAUGAAAAACAUGAAUGGAAAGAAAAUUGGUGGUGAUCAGUUACGUGUGGAUUUCCUUCGAACACAAUCCUCAAGAAGAGAACAAUUACCCGACUUUCAUGAUUCAAGACAGGAUCAGUUUUCAGCAACACAUUAUGGAGUAAGACGACCUCAGAUACCUAAAUCUCCAGGGGAGCGGAAAGAUGGCCAACCCAGCAAUAUUUUGUGGAUAGGAUAUCCUCCUUCUGUGCGGAUUGAUGAACAAAUGAUACAUAAUGCCAUGAUUCUUUUUGGUGAGAUUGAGAAAAUUAAAAGCUUUCCUUCGAGGCAUUAUUCAUUUGUGGAAUUUAGAAGUGUUGAUGAAGCCCGGCGUGCCAAAGAAGGCUUGCAAGGGCGGCUUUUCUGUGAUCCUCGUAUCACAAUUACGUUCUCAAGUAGUGGACUGGCACCUGGGAAAGAGGACUCUGCUUUUUAUCCUGGAGUUGAAGGUCGUAGGCUGGAAAUGUUUAACAAACAUUCUUUUGCGCCUAUGGACAUCAUGUUUGAUCAACCUGGUGGGCCAAGAAAUUUUCCUGGUCCAUUUCCACCCAGUGGCAUUCAUAGACCGAACCUGCCAGUAUGGCCUUUUGGUCCUCAAGGUGUUUUUGACCCUAUACUUCAAGGUGGAGAACAUAAUGAUUUGGCUCCAUCACAUAGCGACCGAGAUCCUGCAUCUGGGAUCCUCCCUUCUCCUGCUUCAGGUAUCAGGCCACCCAUGAGGUCAAUUUCUAGUGGUUGGGAUGUGCUUGAUCCAAGCCAGUUUCCUAGGGACGCCAAGCGGUCAAGGAUUGAUUCUGCACCGUCUGUUGAUGAUGAUUCUUUUCCUGCUAGAAAGAUGGGUGAUCGUGAUUUGGGUUUGGACAAAGCAUAUGGGCUAGGUCCUAGAGGUGCAUAUCCAAGUUUCCAGGGGAAUAAUAGUCUUAGUCCAGUUGGUGGUAGGCUUAAGGGUCAUUUUGAUGAUGAUUUCAUAUGGCGUGGGAUUGUGGCCAAGGGUGGAAUGCCUGUAUGCCAUGCCCGUUGUGUCCCUGUAGGAAAAGGGAUAGAAUCAGAGAUACCUCCUGUCAUAAAUUGCUCGGCAAGGACAGGGCUGGAUGUGCUGGCUAAACACUAUGCUGAGGCAAUUGGGUUUGACAUUGUUUUCUUCUUACCAGAUAGUGAGGAUGAUUUUGCUUCCUAUACGGAAUUUUUGCAUUACUUGGGUUCGAAGAAUCGAGCUGGUGUAGCAAAGUUUGAUGAUGGGACCACUCUAUUUCUCGUGCCCCCAUCAGAUUUCUUAAAGAAUGUGUUGAAAGUUGCAGGACCUGAACGCCUGUAUGGUGUAGUACUCAAGUUGCCGCAGCAGGCCCCUAACAAUAAAUCAAUGCAGCAACAAUUGCCUCAGCCCAUCCAUUUUUCUCAGUACACGAACAAUCAGAUUUCACCACCAGAAGCUGACUAUAAUUUGCUCCAUCAGCAGGAGGAGCAAGUGAUGUCAAUCCAUCAUAAUAGGGUUUUGCAUGAGGAUUCAAAGCUUCCUUCAAAACCAAUUUAUCCGUUGACAACAGUGUCCCACGCAGUGCUGCCAGUCCCCCAAGAAUAUGCCUCAAAUCACAGUGCAGCACCGUCCUCUGCUGGAUUUUUGACACCUGAUCUUAUUGCUACUCUUUCAACUUUACUGCCUGCCAAUAAGCAGUCUAGUUCAGAAAGUAACCAACCAGAAUUGGGCUCUCCUAUUGUCAGGCCACCGUUUUCUUCAGUUAUCCCUGACAAAGGAACUUCCUCUCAGGGAUGGAAGCAUGAUAAUCAAGUUUCUGGAAAUACAAGUCAUUUACAAUUUGGGAACCACUUGAAUUAUCAGUUGCAGGUUCAGUCUCAGUUCCAGCCUAGCCCAUCUGUCCCCAGCACAUAUAGUCAUUCAACAAAUGUGGUCCCUAGAAACAGUCAAAUCCAAGAUUCUACUGUCAGCCUAUCUCAUCAGAGUGCAACUCCAUCCAGGCCAUUGACUAGCUUUUCCAUGCCUUCUCAAAGUGGACAGUUUGCUUUGUCUCCACAGGUCAGCCAGCAAAAUCUGUUCGAAGUUCCUCAUAGCACUCAGAAAGGCUAUGGGGUGGUCCAUGGAACAUAUGUUAUGGAGCCGUACAGUCCAUCAGUUAUUCAGAAACCUAAUGAUACUGAUACCUUGUUUUGUCAGGUUCAGGGCACAAAUUUUUCCCAGACCCAAUCUGGGAUCCCACCAUCUGCAGACAGAGGGAAUGGGGAGCUUCCCAGUCAAGUGCAGCAAUUCCAACCUGCUCUUUCUGUAUCUGGGCGGGGUAUCUCAGAGGCUGAUAAGAAUCAGAGAUACCAGUCAACGCUGCAGUUUGCAGCCAACCUCCUGCUCCAGCUACAGCAGCAGCAGAAUACCAGCAACCCUGAUGCACAUGGAUCUGGGAAUCAGCAAUGAGUUUUCUCUUAAGAUCUGCUGUGAUUGUCAUUUUGAUAUAGGAUAUGCUUUGAUAUAGGAAACAAAGAUGUGCAGAUAAGUAAAUCCAUGGAAGUGCUUGUACAUUGAUUUUGAUAUAGUAAAGUUAGAUGUUGGGAAACAGAAUUGUCAUGGCUGUUUUGAGGAGCUUGAGUUUUUUUUUAAGGUGCCCAGGAAGAGAUGACUUGCUUGGGUUAGAACUUAAUUAUCGGAGUUCUAUUUGAUAUUUUGAUGAUACAAGGGAUUUGAUUCAGGAAGAAAUGGCCGAUUUAUUCAUGGACCCAUCCUUGUGUCUAUUUCUCUCCCAUGCUACAAGUAUUGGUAGUUACAGUUCAAACACUAUAGAAUUUUGUCAAAGAGAGGCUAUUCAUGUUGGUCAACUGUCUGUCGUAGUUAUUUAUCUAUGUAGCAUUUCCUAUCCAAGCUCUCUGGACCAACAAUUAUGACAGUAAUGGCAA
Populus trichocarpa (black cottonwood) is the source of this 3478-nucleotide messenger RNA. Its product is annotated as flowering time control protein FPA. The transcript is spliced from 6 exons. Bases 90 to 3002 code for a protein of 970 amino acids. Gene Ontology annotation, molecular function: RNA binding. Lineage: Eukaryota; Viridiplantae; Streptophyta; Magnoliopsida; Malpighiales; Salicaceae. The record is from RefSeq and is a predicted model, not a curated record.